GUUUUCAGAGCAGCUAUUAAAGAAAUUUGAGACAUGGCACGGUAGUGGAGUGAGCCGGGAGUAGAGUGGAGACCUAAGGGCUUUGGCUCAACGGGCUUCGGCAGAACCGGGUGAGGCGAGGAAGACCGGAGCUGCAGAGCUCUCACAGCUAGUUGCUUGGUAAGUAUUGGUAUCCUGCUUCCUUUUACACUUAUAACUUUAAAAGUACUGUUAAAUAGUGUGAUAGUUAGCUGUAUUGGGGCAAAGGGUUCUUGCAUAACUAAUACUAGUACAUUAAAUUAACUAUAUAGCAUGGAGCAGGUGAUGUGUUACUGCUGCGAGAUGUGGGAACCGGUAGACCCCAUUGAGGGACACGGCGACUACAUUUGCAGCAAGUGUUUGUUGCUCGAGGAACUCCAGCUUCAUAUUGAUGAGCUGCAGUCCGAGCUUCAGACACUGCGACACACCAGGGAGGGGGAGAGUUACCUGGACUCUGUGUACCAGGAGAUAGCCACACCUAAUAGAUUAACUAGUAUAGAUUGCAGUCAAGCACAAGAUGGUGUGGCUAUGAGUGAGGAAAGUAGGGGAAUCCAGGAGGUAGGGCUGGAGGAGAUGCAGGCCUUGCUCUUGUCCAACGGAUUCGAAGCUUUAACUCCCUGUGAGGGCAGGAGCGGGGACUGUGGGGAGGAUGAGCAACCUGCCCAUAGCACCAUGGAGUGGGGGGGGGCAUUCCAGAGGGGGGAGUCAAUAGAAAUGUUGUAGUAAUAGGGGACAGUAUCGUCAGGGGGAUAGAUAGGGUUCUCUGCAACCGAGAGCGAGAGUCCCGAAGGCUAUGUUGCCUGCCUGGUGCCAGGGUUAAGGACAUCUCUUCUGGGCUGGAGAGAAACUUGCAGUGGGAGGGCGAGGAUCCAGUUAUCUUAGUACACAUCGGUACUAAUGACAUAGAUAGGACAAGGAAGAAGGUUCUGUUACAGGAAUAUGAGCAGCUAGGGGUCAAAUUAAAAAACAGAACCUCAAGGGUAAUAAUCUCUGGAUUAUUACCUGAGCCACGAGCAAAUUUGGCUAGGUUAAAUAAAAUUAGGGAGUUAAAUGCGUGGCUCAAAGACUGGUGUGGGAGAAGUGGGUUUUGCUUCUUGGGACACUGGCACCAGUACUGGGACAGGAGAGAACUGUUCCAGAGGGACAGGCUUCACCUGAACCGGGCUGGGGUUAGUGUCCUGGUGAAUCAUAUAACUAGGGCUGCAGAGAGGUCUUUAAACUAACUAGUGGUGGGGAGGAUUCUAGAGAGCAAAUAAUUAAAAAGACAAUGGAGAAGGUAAUGGAUGUAGGUAAAAGUGGAGGAAUAAAAAGACAAGUGUGUCAGGAGGGGAAAGAAUGUACGGAGAUAAGCUUAAAGUUGUACAAAAGGAAAAGGUAGGAAAUAAGUGUCAAACAUAUUUGAAAGUCCUUUAUUUGAAUGCACGUAGUAUUAGGAAUAAAAUUGAUGAGUUGACGGUACAAAUAAUUACGUAUGGUUAUGAUAUUGUGGCAAUUACGGAAACAUGGUUGCAGGGUGACCAGGACUGGGAAUUAGACAUACAAGGGUAUUCGACAAUUAGGAGAGACAGGCAAGAAGGAAAAGGAGGUGGGGUGGCUAUGUUAAUAAAGCAAGGAAUCACUGCAAUAAAGCGAAAUGAUAUUGGCUCAAAGGAUCAGGAUAACGAAACAAUUUGGGUAGAAAUAAGAAAUAGUAAAGGGAAAAAAGCAGUGGUGGGAGUAGUCUAUAGGCCUCCAAACAGCUGUAACUCAGUUGGUCGGAGCAUAAAUCAGGAAAUAGUUGGGGCUUGUAAUAAGGGAACAGCUAUAAUUAUGGGGGAUUUUAACUCUCAUAUUGACUGGACUAAUCAAGUUGGACACGGCAGCCUUGAAGAAGAGUUUAUUGAGUGUAUUCGGGAUGGGUUCCUUGAACAAUACGUUACUGAGCCGACAAGGGGGCAAGCAGUCUUAGAUCUAGUCCCGUGUAAUGAGACAGAACUAUUAAAAAAUGUCCUAGUAAAGGAUCCCCUUGGAAUGAGUGACCAUAACAUGGUCGAAUUCCAUAUUCAAUUAGAGGAUGAGAGGGUUGGAUCUCAAACAAGCGUACUGAGCUUAAAUAAAGGAGACUAUGAUGGUAUGAGAGCGGAAUUGCUUAAGAUGGAUUGGGAAAAUAAAUUAAAGGGUAGAUCGGUACUUGAUCAGUGGUGUAUAUUUAAGGAGUUAUUUUACAACUAUCAAGAAAAAUAUAUUCCACUGAAGAAAAAAGGGUGUAAAAGAAAUAAUAGUUAUCUGUGGCUAAGUAAAGAAAUAAAGCAAAGUAUACGACUAAAAAGAAAGUUAUAUAAGGUAGCUAAAUCUACUGGGAAGAUUGAAGAUUGAGAAGCUUUUAAAGAUCAGCAGCAAAUAACAAAAAGAUUGAUUAAGAAGGGGAAGAUAGAUUAUGAAAGUAAAUUGGCGAAAAACAUAAAAGCAGAUAGUAAGAGUUUUUAUAGUUACAUGAAAAGAAAAAGGGUGGCUAAAGUAAAUGUUGGUCCCCUAGAAGAUGAGACCGGGAAAUUAAUGGUAGGGGACAUGGAGAUGGCGGAAACGCUGAACAAAUAUUUUGUAUCAGUUUUUAUAAUAGAGGACACUCAAAAUAUCCCAACACUGGAUAAAUAGGGGGCUCUAGGGGUAGAGAAGCUA
Molecule: messenger RNA, 2676 nt
Organism: Hypanus sabinus (Atlantic stingray)
Lineage: Eukaryota; Metazoa; Chordata; Chondrichthyes; Myliobatiformes; Dasyatidae
Exons: 2
Coding region: 1354-2373 (339 amino acids)
Molecular function (GO): catalytic activity
Source: RefSeq, a predicted model, not a curated record